UGCAAAAGGCAUUUAAAGCCUCCACCACAGCGGUAAUGAUCUGUUUUUUUACAUGUUGGCCAGUGCUGCAGGUCUGAGCCGAAAAACCCGAAGAAAAAAUGGAGAUGGACGACCUUUAUGACGCUGUUGAGGACAAACCUGCCUAUUCCAGACCUUUGGCCCAUGAGACCGCUCCUCAGGUCUCAAACAGGGGCUUACGUGGAGCUGUUGUCUUUCUGGGGUUGCUCUGUGGUUUCCUGGCCGUCGGACUCAUCGGAGUCAGAGUCCACUAUUUUCUUGCAACACGUGCCUUGGCUGCAGAGCUGUUCUUCAUGAAAUCCAACCUCCAUGACUGCAUUCAGACAGGAAAUGACCACAUAUCCAACCUGACGGAGGAGAGAGACCGGCUGAACGCCAGCCUCGUCAAAGCCACUCAGGAGCUGAAGAAGCUUGGGAUGGUGAGAACGUGUCCUGAAGGAUGGAAACUGUUCAGCAGCAGCUGUUACUUCCUUUCAACUGUGAUAGAAUCCUGGGAAACAGCCAGAGACAACUGUAGAAACAAAAGUGCAGAUCUACUGAUAAUCAACACGAAAGAAGAACAGGACUUCAUCUCAGGGUUCAACAUGGGGUACUGGAUCGGUCUGAGUGAUCAUGAACAGGAGGGAACCUGGACAUGGGUCGAUGGAUCUCCAGUCACUCUGUCGUUCUGGUAUCCAGGUCAGCCUGACAAUCACUAUGGUGAAGAGCACUGUGGAAUAAUGUGGUAUAAUGGCCAGUGGAAUGACCUGAACUGUAAAGACGGUCGUCGUUGGAUCUGUGAGAAGUAACUGCGGUCAAGUGUUUGAAGACAAUACUUUGCAAGUGCUGUUAAAACAAAAAUACUCUUGUUUUUGCGUCUCAUAUCAGAGCUUUUUUUCUCUUCUCAGUUUUCUUCAGUGUCCAACAGGUUCUGAUGUUUGUAUAUUAAGAUUUCACAACAUUAACCCAUAAAGACCCAAACAUCCACCACCAACCAAAAGCAUCUACUGAUGUAUAUUUUGCUGAAAAAGUCAAUUUUUCUCAAGAUUUACAUGUAGUUGAGUUUGAAGUAAAAUCAUAGUGGUUUAGUGGCUUUUAAAGAGUCUAUCAAUGUCAAAUCAUUCCUUCCUUCCAUAUAAACUGUUGUUGUUUUCAUCACCAAUGAAUAAAUAUACCAAAUAAAUAUUAAUAUAACAAAUGAAAAAGAAUCUGAUAAUCAGCACAAUAAACUUAACAAUUAUUGAUAUAAUGAUCCAUCAUUUACACAUGUUCAUUACAACUUACAGAUCACAGUGGAUUUACAAAGGCACAAAACAUAUAGUAACAGGCAGAAUAUAGUUAAAACUGCACUUAUUUUUCUUGAGAAAUUUCAGG
Molecule: messenger RNA, 1371 nt
Organism: Sphaeramia orbicularis (orbiculate cardinalfish)
Lineage: Eukaryota; Metazoa; Chordata; Actinopteri; Kurtiformes; Apogonidae
Product: C-type lectin domain family 17, member A-like
Exons: 6
Coding region: 99-806 (235 amino acids)
Source: RefSeq, a predicted model, not a curated record